Molecule: messenger RNA, 3078 nt
Organism: Trichosurus vulpecula (common brushtail)
Lineage: Eukaryota; Metazoa; Chordata; Mammalia; Diprotodontia; Phalangeridae
Gene: TXNIP
Product: thioredoxin interacting protein
Exons: 8
Coding region: 502-1671 (389 amino acids)
Biological process (GO): protein transport
Cellular component (GO): cytoplasm
Molecular function (GO): ubiquitin protein ligase binding
Source: RefSeq, a predicted model, not a curated record
GGUAAACAAGGAAAAGACAGCCAAUGGGAAGAUUGUGCACGAGGACAGCACGAGCCACCUCGCAGGCCCUCGCGUGGCCCGAACUGCCGGAGCCCUAUAUAGGGCUGUUUCCGCCUGGCCGUUGAGUCAAUCCCUAGAGCGCUGCAGUCGGGCUCAGGCUUUCUGAUCCUCUGAGAUUUUUGGGGAGGGGAUUUCCUCAAACCUCCUUUUCGACUGAGACAAAAAAAAAAAGACUUCUUUUUCUUUUCAAGUCACUUUGCUUUAGUGAGGAGUCUUAUAUUUUCUAGCUUUUCUACUUUUUAGAAGUUUGUAAAGGCUGUUUUAAGAGGCUGUUCAAUUUCUUAGAAGAAAAUUGUCAAGCCUGUCAGCCAAUCAUCCCACGCAGACCAGGGAGAGAGAAAUACUCUCCACUUAACCAGAAAGGUUCAGUCCUUUUGGCUCUCAAAAGAGAGAGAUUUAUUCGUUGUCUCCCCCGUUCUCUGAGUGAAGCAAGCCCCAGCCAUGGUGAUGUUCAAGAAAGUCAAGGCUUUCGAGGUGGUCUUCAGCGACCCCGACAAGGUGUACGGCAGUGGGGAGAAGGUGGCCGGCCGGGUGGUGGUCGAGGUGUGCGAGGUGACCCGGGUCAAGGCCGUGAGGAUCCUGGCUUGCGGAGUGGCCAAAGUCCUUUGGCUGCAAGGCUCCCAGCAGUGCAAGCAAGCGAUGGAGUACCUGCGCUACGAGGACACGCUCCUGCUAGAGGACCAGCCUGCAGCUAACGAUGAGUCUGUGAUCCUGAGACCUGGAAACAAGUAUGAGUACAAGUUCGGCUUUGAACUUCCUCAAGGGCCUCUGGGAACCUCAUUCAAGGGGAAGUAUGGCUGUGUAGACUACUGGGUAAAGGCUUUCCUAGACCGCCCCAGCCAGCCAACUCAAGAAACCAAGAAGCACUUUGAAGUGAUGGAUCCAGUAGAUGUCAAUACCCCUGAGUUGAUGGCACCUGUGUCUGCCAAGAAGGAGCAAAAAGUUUCUUGCCUGUUUAUUCCUGAUGGGAGGGUAUCUGUCUCUGCUCGGAUUGACCGAAAAGGAUUUUGUGAAGGUGAUGAAAUCUCCAUCAAUGCUGACUUUGAGAAUACGUGUUCACGCAUCGUUAUGCCCAAGGCUGCUAUUGUUGCCCGACACACUUACCUUGCCAAUGGCCAGACCAAGGUGUUGACUCAAAAGCUGUCUUCCGUUCGAGGCAACCAUAUCAUUUCUGGCACCUGCGAAUCCUGGCGUGGCAAAAGCCUUCGUGUACAGAAGAUUAAACCUUCCAUCCUUGGCUGCAACAUCCUUCGUGUUGAAUACUCUUUAUUGAUCUAUGUCAGUGUCCCUGGAUCUAAGAAAGUCAUCCUUGACCUGCCCUUAGUCAUCGGCAGCAAAUCAGGACUCAGUAGCCGGACAUCCAGCAUGGCUAGCCGAACCAGCUCUGAAAUGAGUUGGGUGGAUCUAAACAUCCCUGAUACCCCAGAAGCACCUCCUUGCUACAUGGAUAUUAUUCCUGAAGAUCACAGACUGGAGAGCCCUACCACUCCUCUCCUUGAUGACAGCUCCCUGGACAGCCCCAUCUUUAUGUACGCAUCUGAGUUCAAGUUUAUGCCUCCGCCCACCUACACAGAGGUGGAUCCCUGUAUUGUCAACAACAAUGUGCAGUGAAUAUACCAAAGAAGAGAAGCAGCUGUUUAUCUACCUGUUUCUGUCUCUCCUGGACUGAUUUUUCAGAGGCAUGACAGUCUCCACCCACCAUUGAGGAUGGGUUCACCUUAACCUCUGUCUCCCUCACAUUAGGAGGUCAGCAGGCAGUCAUCUCCUAAAAUGGAUGCCAAAGUGCGUCCACUCUCUCAGCCAGUCUUGCUGUUGUGUCAUAGAAGGUGUUUGCUGGUUUGUGAGAGGUUUGGACUCUGUUGUGACCUGUUUCCUCAGAAUUCCCCUGAACUAGGAGGGGUUUUCAGUAGUUUGGGCAGGAUUGGGAUGGCCUCUCGAUUGUUCUUCCCAGAAUCUCUGGGGAGGAUGGGGUAUUGAUCACAGUCACAAAAAGUUGGCUUCUGGGAACCUGCUUUUGCCCCAUGCCAGGCAAAGGUGAUGAUUUAAUGAUCUGGGAAAGGUUUUACAGAAGUAAUGGCCAAAAUUUUGGUGGGAAGAAGAGGCUUCCUGAAAUCAGUGUAGCCCUUCCCACAUAUCCACUGUAUGUAUGUGUUUAAAGGUGCUCCCAGUUCUUGUAGAAAUUUUUCCUGAUGAGAAAGGGAAGUGAUCAACUGUACUUCUCAGAUGAUAUCUUAUCCUUGUUUCAAAGCAAAGGCUAACAGACCCCUGAGGGAGGCUGGUGAAAGCCUGUGGCUAAGCACUUUGUUCUUCCUCUUAUGAGGUUUUCUUAAGAGUUUGGGUUCAGUGUUGGUAGGAGGAGAAAGGCACAAAAUAUCUUCAAAACUCCCUUGGAGUUCAUUCUGAAGUAUUGUUCUUAGCACUUUUAUUCUCUUUUCCAUUGGGGAUUUUCCUCCUAGUCCCCCUAAGCAUUCAGUUAAAAUGGUCUGCUGGGAUGGGUAAGGGAAAGUUGAUGGUUGUGAUUAAAUGGUUAUUCUUGUCAUUACCAGUAGCUUACUGAGGGCAGACUGAAUAAUACUGACAACAGUAGUUAUUAGGGAGGGUCCUUCCAGUCCCAGCCUAGCAAAUUGAAAAAGAGGCUACCAAAACACUCCAAAGCUGGAAUCAUACUGCCAAAUAACCUCUUAGGAAGCAAAUCAGAAUUGGGCAGCUUUCCCACCCUGAACAUACUCCUAGUGUUAGGAGAGGAGUUUUGAACAAUUCCUUUUUCCCCUUGGCCCUCAGCACUUAAUCAACCUAAGCAAUCAGCACUUUCUCUACUGUCUAAUGUCAAAGCACUGAGCCCCACUCUUAUCUGUGAACUGUACAACUUAAAAAAUGGACUGAAAGUGAUUUUGGUUUGUUUUUUUAAAAAUGUUUAUCUUUUUGUAUGUUAAAAGUUAUAUUUUGUACUUUUUAUCAGAAAUAUUUUCAACUCCUUGGAGAUCUUUUUUUUUUAAAUAAAAAUUUUUAAACAUGAAA